AUGGCCAUCUUGACGGUGUGGAUAUCGGGCCUGGCUUUGGUGCAGGAACUUUGGUUCCGUGCUGCCAUCCUGCUUGGGCUCAGUUUCCCCUUGUACAGUGGCUACUGCGCCUGCGCAGCCCGACGGGACCUUUGGAAGAAGUUGGGGCGCUGUCGCAUCCUCCUGCUGCUGUUACUAUGCAUCCAGAGUGUUUCCAUUGCAUUUGCUGAAUGGGAUCGUCCGUUCCAGACGUGGGGCAUGCUGCUGCUCCACACCACAUUUGUCAGCAACUUCAGUCCCUUUGGUGUGAUGGAGAUUUUCUUUGCAACGGCGGUGUGCGGCAUUCCUGCAUACAUCUCGAUUUUGCUCCAUCCAGACUGGACUGUCAAUGUGGCCCAGCCUGCCGUAUGCAAUGAGCAACAAGAAGAUGCAGCUGGCUUUCUUGCGGAGAUUAUUCUGCCGCCGGUGGUGUGUAUGUGUCAGUUCGUGCUGGCCAGUUGGCGCGACGAAACCAUGCGCCUGGAUUUCCUGCUCCGAGACCAGUUGCAAGCGCAGCGUCGAAAACUGAAUGAGGAAAAUGAAAAAAGUGAAGAUCUUCUGAAGAGUAUGCUGCCACAGGCAAUCAUUGAUUCACUUAAGCGCCACGAGCCGGUGGAGUGUCAAGACUUCUCAAACGUCACUGUGAUUUUUGUGCAGGUCUGUGACUUUGCCCAGAUGUGCUCGGUGUUGCCACCGACGACCAUUGUGCAAAUGUUAGACAAGGUGUUUCAAGAACUGGAUCGCUUGAGCGACCUCCUCAAAGUGCACAAGGUGGAAACUGUGGGAGAUGUGUAUAUGGCCGUGUCUGGCUGUCCCCAUGAGAUCGCGAACCAUGCAGAUAUCGCUGCGCACUUUGCCAUCGCUGCUCAGUCCAGUAUCAUCAGGAUGCGAGCGUCCGAUGUGAUCCUGCCACAAGGGUUCCAGGGCCGACGUUUGUCGGCAGUGCUGGGUGACAAGCAACUGGAACUGAGGAUCCGGAUUGGCUUGAACAGCGGGCGGAUACGUGCAGGUGUGGUGAGUCUGGACAAGCCACGCUUCAAACUCUUUGGCGAUACGGUCAACACUGCAAGUCGCAUGGAGAGCACCUCUGAACCAGGAUGUACCCAGAUCAGUGAGUCCACCAGAUCAAUCCUCAGUGAGGAAUUCGAUGCGCAGGAGCGAGGCUGGGUUGAGGUGAAGGGCAAAGGUGCUUUGAGGACCUACUACCUCCGUGGAUACAACCUAGUUGAGACGCCGGAUGACAGCAAAAUGCAGGAUUCCGUCACCAUCAAGGUGAUACAGAAGGCAGCGUUGGCUGCUGUGGACAAGGAUGAGGCCUAUCAAACUGAAGCUCCAGGCAAUCCCUUGCUGCGAAGGGCAGCGGGGAAAGCGCUACAAGAUCUUCUGGACAGCAUUCCUGGGACCUUGCAGGUCACACAGGUCAUGUCGAGGGGCCAGAGCACUCGAAACAGCAACAUGUACCAAAAGAAGAGAGAAAGUUGGAGAGAGUGGCUUGAUAUGAAGCUGCUACUGGUCUCCAGCACAUCCAAGCGCCCAGAGAUGUUGCACAGUUUGAAGGAGGAUAAGAGGGAAUACAAACGAGUCACUUUGGACAGACGUGUCUUCUUUUCACGCGGAUUGGUGAUUGCAUGGCAUCUGGUCUUGUCCACCACAUCGCUGCUGGAUUAUGCCUUUGACAUUCCCAUGAGUCCUUUGACUUGCGCGGGCCCUGCGCGGUGCGGGAGAAACUUCACUGUCGAACCCAAGAAGCGUGGCGCAUGUGGCGGGCGGGCCGUGGGCGUGGCUGUGAGCAUUUCGCUGCUGGCCAGCUUGCCGCAUGCGCAUGCUGCGCUGUCCAUUUCCUCAGGUUACGAGAGCUUUCUGACUCAGAUCAGGAAUCGAAUCGUAUGUGCAGAGGACGAUGUUCAGGAGGUUUUAGCACAGACCUGUGACUCCAUGAAGGAUGGUCCCUUCUGCCGUGCCCUACCAGAGUUGGGCGUGGGACAGCCGAGACAUCAACCCUUCACCUUGGACUCCAUCGUCCCGCAGCACCUCUUCGGCGAUCCUCGCGCCAGCAUGGAACGAGCCCCUGGGAAGGCCGGUGCCGGGUCCGAUGCCGCGCAAACGGAGCAGGCCACGAAACAGGCCACGGCCGUGUUGAAUCGCUUCUUGGAACAUUUCUCCAAGAUCAAAGAGGUGAGCUGGCCAAGGUCCGCAACGACUGAGGGCCGCCUGGAUCUUCGGCGCUUAGCCAUGGGAGGAAAGCUGGCGAUGCCUCGAAGCUAUUCACGAGGUCUACCUAACCAGGUCUAUGCUUCUUGGGAGGGCCCUUGGCAAGUCGAGCCAGCUGUUUCGCCUCCCAUUGACACCCUGAGAAAGAAAAGGACACGCCGAAGUCGAAGGCCUCGAGCAGCAGUGCGGCUCAACGGAGCCAUAGGUUCGGUGCGGUUCAACCGCCCCGUGGUCAUCCGCAGCCUCCAAAUGAUGCCAACGUCGCUGUCCGGCGCCGGCGAGGAGCUCUGGGUCAGGGGCCGCCUUGGGGGGGCCGAAGUCUGGCGGCAUGCCUGGGGCCGGGGCGGCGCGUGUGGCAUUGGGGAGCUGGUGAUGGGGAGGUGGGAAGGUGAUGGUCAGUUCUACUACGCACGGAUUCUCACCUCUCAUCGCACUGGCGCAACUGUCCUCUGGAUCGAUCGGGAUCCUUCACACCGACUGGUGAGCUGGGAGCAUUUGGUGACACCUGCAGGCCUCGUUUGCAAAGAGCUCGUCUUAGCGCCGCCGGGAGCAGUCGAAUGGCAAGACCUGGCCAGGCGAAGCAAGGCUGUCGAUGAGAUUGCUUUCCUGUCAGUCUCGGCCUCCCAGUGGCUCUUGGGUGAGCUUCAUGUGGCUGCAACCGCCUGGAAACCGGAGGAGCUGCGCUCGGAGUCUGACAGCGUUCGGCCACCAACGGACACUGCAGCCCGUGUGGUGCAGGUCCUGCCCGGGCCCCAUGCGUCCAUUGAAGAGGCUUCAGAGUCUGCACUCUUCUACAACGCCGACGAUAUGUUGGAGCGCGGUCUUCGCCUGAAGAGUUGGCCUGGUCGGCAGAAGAGUGAGGCCAGCACUCGAAAGGCUUCGCAAAAGCUGCAGACCGCGGCCUUCCACUCGGUGGAGGGCUUGAAGCAGAUGGUCAGAUCACUCAUGCAGCCUGCCGGACGUCCUUCCUUGCGCUUGCCUCCACACGUAAGCGAAGCGAGAGUGCUGUCAGAUUUGGAUUACCUGGUCACAACGCUGAACGUUGGCCUUUUGUCGCCGGAAGAUCAGGAGAAAGUGGUGAGGAGGUACGGGCACUUUGAGAUUUUUUUCACUGACUUAUGGGACUGGAGAGCACCUGUGGACUCGCUUCAAGUGCUGUACGAGCACUGGAGGGAGGAUCCGAUCAUGCAGAAGGAGGCAGCAAAUGUCUUCCAGGAGGGACAGUCUUGGCAGGGAUCCUACUACUGCACACAGGGGCGCACUAAGUUCAGCUUGGACAUCACAGCUGUGAAAGUGGUGGAUGGCAAGGAACAGGUUCAAGCCGACCUCACCUUCACGAUUGCUAAGAAAGGCGGCAACGUCACAGGGAUCUACGAGGUUCUAGGGCAGGUGGAGUCAAGCGGUCGUAGUUUGAUCUUCGAGCCCAUCCCCGACAGUUGGAAGGAGCAGCCCAAGAACUUUGUCAUGGUUGGCACCCAGGGGGUGGUAUCGGCCACUGACGAUGGCACUCUGCGUCACGUCUACGCCGGCACGGUACCCAUCUACGGCUGCGAUAGCUUCGAGCUGUUCACGGAAGCGAAAGCUGAAGGCCACCCCGACCCCAGCAGUGCGGAUCACUGGAGGAAUUCACCCUUCAGUGGCGCAUUGCAACGACUCAGUGACACCAUUGAUAUGAAUCGCCAUAGCUGGCGGAAGGUUUUACAGCGACUCAUGCUUGAAAAGUCCCAGAAGCCCAACGAGGUGGCUCCAAUCUUUGAAGCCGCGCGGCAGGCGGGGCUUGUAAGUGUUGAGUUCACCACGGGCGGCGAGGAGAUUGUCCUGCAGCUGAAGCGCUGUGAAUGGGAACGCUAUCGCUUUGGCUUGCUGGUGCGAACUUGGGGAGUUCAGAUCACUGGAUGGCUACAUCUGGGUUUGCUGAUGGACAAAGUGGCCUUUGAUCGAAGAGGAAAGCUGAUUACCCUUGUCAUGUUGUCGCUGGAGGGAGUUGCCGUGGCACUUCUGGAUGCGCUGAUCUUCAAAAACGAUCCGUUCUUCUUCAUGCUCUACGGUCUCUAUGUCUUGUUCAGCAAAAGUUGCCCCUUUCCGGCCCGACUCUUGUUGUGUUUCCUUGCCCUUGUGGGCUGGUCGCUGAUUGACAGUGUGAUUUGUGACUUCCAGAUCAGGCAGCGGAAGUUUCAGCAUAUCGGCUACACGGCAGUGGUGCUAAUGCUGACCGCUGGAGGAAUCAGGAUGCAAGAGCACUUGGACCACUGCGCGAGCUACUACGAGCGACACGUGCAGAGACAGAUCGAUAGCAUUUCCGACUUCAAGGGUGGCAACCAAAAGCUCUUGGCCAAAAUCCUGCCAAAGCAUGUGGUGCAAUUGGUCAGCGAUGGAGUUUCGCCCAUCGCAGAGGACUACGCUGAUGUCACGGUGGUCUUCACCGACCUCCAAGGCUUCACCGCGUUUAGUUCUCGCAUCAGCCCCGGGGAGUUGGUGGAGCUCUUGAAUAUGCUCUAUUCGGCCUUUGAUGAAACCAUCUUGGACUGGGGCUUGCACAAAGUGGAAGUCAUUGGCGAUGCCUAUUUCAUCUCUUCGGGUUGCCCCAUGGAGGACUCGAAUCUUAGUCCUGAUCAGCAUGCCAUGCGGGCAGUUGAGGUGGCUUUGGCUCUGCAGCGCAUUGUACCUGCAGUCUGUGAUGAUGGCUCUGUGCACAUGAGAUGUGGUAUCCACACGGGCAACGUCAUCGCUGGUGUUGUUGGCAAAAAAGGACCUCGCUUCCAUCUAUUUGGACCCAACGUGGAAUAUGCUAAUCGAAUGGAGAGCACGGGAGUGCCUGGAAAGGUACAAAUCAGCUUCUCUACAAAGCAGUGGUUGGACAUCGGAGGCCACGAUUAUAUCUUUGAGGAUCGCUCUGUUGACAUGGGCGGACGCCAUGAUCGAACCUUUUUGGUGACACGAAGCAAGGCUCGGGCCGCCAAGAAGAUCCGGAACCGUUUGGCCAUGCAGCGACAGGAGAUGGCGAUCGCAGCCACGCCAACAGAACCCGAAUGA
This is a messenger RNA of Cladocopium goreaui, 5262 nucleotides long. The record is from the annotation of a GenBank genome assembly. Lineage: Eukaryota; Dinophyceae; Suessiales; Symbiodiniaceae.